ACCAGCGGCGGAUCCGUCCCGGACGGCACCUGGCCCACCAGCGCCGGCACCGUCCAGUUCGCUGAAGCUCGCAUCGUCAAGGCUGGCGAGGUGUUCGACGGCAAGAUGAAGACGUACGAACGCUCCGACGUCUCGUGCGAGGGUCAAACCGAGAGCGGCGCCGACACGGCCGUGUUCAAGAUGGAGCCCGGCUCGACGCUCAAGAACGUCAUCAUCGGCAAGAACCAAAUGGAGGGCGUCCACUGCGAUAAGCACGACUGCACCAUUGAGAACGUCUGGUGGGACGACGUGUGCGAGGACGCGCUGAGCGUCAAGGGCGGCACCGCCUCCAGUGUCACGACGGUCACGGGCGGCGGCGCUCGCUCGGCCGACGACAAGGUCAUCCAGCACAACGGCUUCGGUACCGUCAAGAUCGACGGCUUCUACGGCGAGGACAUCAGCAAGCUCUACCGCUCGUGCGGCACGUGCGGCGACAAGCAGCGCAAGGUGGACGUGUCGAACGUGUACAUCGUGAACCCGGACAACGCCGUGGUGACGGUCAACAAGAACUGGAAGGACGAGGCCACGCUGAGCAACAUCUGGGUCAAGUCGAGCGGCAAGAAGGUGAAGAUCUGUCAGUGGUCGCAGGGCAACGCCGACGGCGAGCCUUCGAUGCUGGGCGACGGUCCGUCGCCUCCUUUGUGUCAGUACUCGGAGAGCGACAUCCACCUGAACCAGGACGUCCAAACAGCUUCCAAGUCUACCGACGAGAACAAUGGCGGCGGUGACGAAGAGCAGAAGACUUCGUCCAAGUCUUCGAACGGUGACAACAAGGAGGAGAGCAAGGACAAUUCAUCGAAGUCGUCGAAGGGUGACGACAAGUCGGAGAAGAAGGAGUCGGGCUCCAAGCAGGAGCAGGAGGUCUCGUCCGAUGAGAGCGUCAUGCAGUCGGAGAUUGGCGGCGAGGCUGACCCCACGGCAGUCAAGUCGGACGCUGCUACCAAGGAGUCCAUGUACACGUCGACUGCCACGACUUCCACUUCCAAGUGCAACAUCCGCCGCAGGAGGAACUAA
Messenger RNA from Phytophthora sojae, 1053 nucleotides. RefSeq lists its product as hypothetical. Gene Ontology annotation, cellular component: extracellular region. Gene Ontology annotation, biological process: pectin catabolic process. Gene Ontology annotation, molecular function: pectate lyase activity. The record is from RefSeq and is a predicted model, not a curated record. The transcript has 2 exons. Lineage: Eukaryota; Oomycota; Peronosporomycetes; Peronosporales; Peronosporaceae. The annotation marks the transcript as partial.